AUGUUGUCUUAUGUCCCUCUUCCUUCCACUAUUACAAGAUGUCUCCUUACAUCCAUGUCCUUGCUGCAGCCAGGUGUCUCCUUACAUCCGCGUGCCUGCUGCAGCCAGGUGUCUCCUUACAUCCGCGUGCCUGCUGCAGCCAGGUGUCUCCUUACAUCCGCGUGCCUGCUGCAGCCAGGUGUCUCCUUACAUCAUGCCUGCUGCAGCCAGGUGUCUCCUUACAUCCGCGUGCCUGCUGCAGCCAGGUGUCUCCCCACUUAUGCCCAGCGUGCCUGCUGCAGCCAGGUGUCUCCUUAUGCCCGCGUGCCUGCUGCAGCCAGGUGUCUCCUUAUGCCCAGCGUGCCUGCUGCAGCCAGGUGUCUCCUUAUGCUUUGCCUGCCUGCUGCAGCCAGGUGUCUCCUUAUGCUUUGCCUGCCUGCUGCAGCCAGGUGUCUCCUUAUGCUUUGCCUGCCUGCUGCAGCCAGGUGUCUCCUUACAUCUGUGUCCUUGUUGCUACCACCACCAAAAGGUAGCUUACAUCCAUCUUCAUUCUCUUGCUACUCUUUACUGUUUCUUUUUGUCAGAGGUCAUUUAACUGGUCCCUGUUUUUCUUACCAUUGUUUUUAUGUAUGCACAGGUCAGGGGUCACCCACCCCUCAGGCUACUGUGCAGCACCAGCAGCAGCAAAAGGGUAACAGUGGUGGUGUGCCAUCAGUCCUGGCAGGGGGCACUGGCUCAGGAUCAACCACAGGGGGAGCAGGCAUCCCGGCCCCACAGCCACCACCCCACCAGCAGCUUUCCCUCACUUCUCAACCCCAACAGCAGCAGCAGUCAGUUUCCUCACCCACAGCACAGAGCACAGCCGGGAUUGAUUUGAAUCAACUUAGUACCAGUGGAAUGGGGGCUUCCAUGGCUACUGGAUAUGACAAUUACAGUGCCGGCCUCUCAGCUUCAUAUUCACGAACCUAUUCUCUCUCUCGCUCUCUCUUGCUGUCUCUGUCUCUCUCUCUCUUGCUGUCUCUGUCUCUCUCUCUCUUGCUGUCUCUGUCUCUCUCUCUCUUGCUGUCUCUGUCUCUCUCUCUCUUGCUGUCUCUGUCUCUCUCUCUCUUGCUGUCUCUGUCUCUCUCUCUCUUGCUGUCUCUGUCUCUCUCUCUCUCUUUUGCUGUCUCUCUCUCUCUCUUUGCUGUCUCUGUCUCUCUCUCUCUUGCUGUCUCUAUCUCUCUCUCUCUCUCUCUCUCUCUCUCUCUCUCUCUCUCUCUCUCUCUCUCUCUCUCUCUCUCUCUCUCUCGCUGUCUCUCUCUCUUUCUCUCGCUGUCUCUCUCUCUCGCUGUCUCUCUCUCUCUCUCCACCCCAUUCCAUUUCAUUCACCCAACUGAUUGGUUUCCUGAAUUUAUCAUUCCUCAACUUAUUCACCUACAGAAUGAAAUCAUUUUGAUGUGCAUAGAGAUAGGAACUUGUGCAAAUGUAACCACAGGACAUAGAAAGAAAGUGACAGAUUCUUUCUCAUCUUGGCUGGGAAAUAUCUACUUUGUUAAUGUCAAAAUUACGUUUUGUAUUGCAGGUACCACCACAAGUUGGGCUGGUAAUAACACCGCUACAUACACACAAAGCGUUGCUCAAGAUAGUCAAUACUGGAAUAGCAAUCAGUUACCUCCUUUGACAAACCAGCCACCUCCAGAAUUUUGGUGCACAAUAACUUAUUUUGAACUUGAUCAGCAAGUUGGAGAAACCUUUAAAGUUCCUUCAGGUUGUCCAAGUGUCAAAGUAGAUGGCUACACCGACCCAUCAAGUAUUGAUCGGUUUUGCCUCGGUCAGCUAUCGAAUGUGCAUCGAACCGAAGCCAGUGAAAGAGCAAGAUUGCAUAUAGGCAAAGGAGUGCAGUUGGAUUGUAGAGGAGAAGGCGAUGUCUGGAUUAAGUGUCUAAGUGACCAUAGUGUGUUUGUACAAUCUUAUUACCUUGAUCGGGAAGCUGGUCGGGCACCAGGAGAUGCUGUUCAUAAGAUUUAUCCUGUAGCGUAUAUCAAGGUAUUUGACAUAAGACAGUGCCAUUGUCAGAUGCAGCAACAAGCUGCAACUGCACAGGCUGCUGCUGCAGCCCAGGCUGCAGCCGUUGCAGGUAAUGUGCCAGGACCGGCAUCUGUAGGUGGGAUUGCCCCUGCUGUAGGCCUAUCUGCAGUUGCUGGUAUUGGUGUGGACGACCUCCGACGUUUAUGUAUCCUGAGGUUGAGUUUUGUGAAAGGUUGGGGGCCAGACUACCCAAGGGGUAGCAUCAAAGAGACACCUUGCUGGAUUGAAGUCCAACUCCACCGGCCUCUGCAGCUUCUUGACCAAGUCCUUCAAGCAAUGCCACUCAGCGAUCCACGGCCAACUCGACUUAUCCCGUGGAUUAACUGA
Molecule: messenger RNA, 2373 nt
Organism: Acanthosepion pharaonis
Lineage: Eukaryota; Metazoa; Mollusca; Cephalopoda; Sepiida; Sepiidae
Source: the annotation of a GenBank genome assembly